Chelonoidis abingdonii (Abingdon island giant tortoise) is the source of this 1467-nucleotide messenger RNA. The record is from RefSeq and is a predicted model, not a curated record. NCBI's taxonomy places the organism in Eukaryota, Metazoa, Chordata, Testudines, Testudinidae.
AAUGUCCGGGAGGAAAAUAACAGACUGAUGCUUUGAAGUGCCUCUUACACCCACCCCCUUUCCCCUCGGCGUUCUCACGUCAGAGCCGCUGGGAGAGGUGAGAGUUGGUGGUGUGACUCUAUGCAGUGAAUGCGUCCAGGCAUUGUGUCCAGCUGUACCACAGCAGCACGCCUGUUGCAGUGUUGUGUCUCUCCAUGGUGCACACAUAGGAUUCCUUCCCAGGUGUGUCUGCCACCCCUCGGGAGCCGCGUAAGCUAUUCAUUGUGCUAAUAUACAACAAAGGAACAACCCCAAGGCAGGGUGUAGGCUACCACUGUACGCGGAGGGCUGCGAGGAAGAGCGGUAGUAGCAUUCAGGUGUUGCACAAGCUUUUGCUGAUGCCUGCCGGGGCUGUGGGGGGAGGGGAGGGGAAGCGGGUACUUGCCACUUAUGUGAUGGUUGUAAGCGUGGGAAGCCGAGUGGCUCUCUCGUUUGUGGAGCUUCUGUUGUCCGUGUCAGUUACAAUAGAGGCUUUUGCUCCAGCCACAAAACAUAAUCGGAGAACAGCUCGUUGGCUUGCUGUUUCUCUUAUUCCGCCCCACUCCCCACAUCUGGGACAGACCUGGUUAUAGUUUCUCUGAACACUUUCCACCGCCGGCUAUGUCCCGAACCAUUUCCUGUGCUCUAAGCUCCGUCCAGAUCGACAGCCUCCAGUUGCAAUGUGCAAUCGGAGACUGUCCACACUAGAUGCCAAAGCAUCGCCUGGUUCUGUCUGAGCCCAUCACGCUGGGCUCAGCUUGUGUGGGGGAGAAAACCUUGCUGCCACCGCAGGUGCUUUCCUGGUCUGCUCUGAGAAGCCUGGCUGAAGAGAUCGGUAACUUUGAGAGAUUUGGAUCUGCUGACUGUUUUACACAAAUUGUUUUCAAGGCAAAAGGUGUCUGUGGAGAUCAAGCGAGGUCCGCGCAUGCGUUGGUCUGUUGGGAAUUAUUGCUCUGCCUUGGACUAAGUUGCAUUCCUUGGAUCUUCGCAGAAAAGCCAAUUCUGCAGACAGAGUUAGGAAUGUGGACAGUUCACAGUCGAGAGUAUUUUGGGAUUCUCUCGUUCCCGGUGAUGAUAGCCAUGGUCUGCUGUGCGCAAAGCGUUAAUGAGCCUAGCAACAUGUCAUACGUGAAAGAGACAGUGGACAGAUUGCUCCAUGGAUACGACAUUCGCUUGAGGCCAGACUUUGGAGGUGCUCCUGUUGACGUCGGGAUGAGGAUAGACAUUGCCAAUAUAGACAUGGUUUCAGAGGUCAACAUGGUGAGUACACGCUCUGCAUUAAACCACAGUUCUGAAAUUGUUACAUUUUGUGCCUGCCCCUUACAGUUCAGUUGGGGGAGAGGAGUCUCAGACUCGUAUCUGUGCUGCUUUUUCUUUCGUGCCAGAGCAAGGAACGAUUCGCGGAGAGCUAAACACGAUGAGUUCUUUUUGGAGACAAGCUGCUGUUAG